CUUGUUUGCUAUCUUUAUAAACAAAUGCAGCAGCAGCAAACAGAUGUGAAAGUAUUGUGACAGUGACUUGGAUUUUGUGCGCGCGAGACCUGUGUGGCUGCAAGGUGACACUAUCACCAUCGAUACAGCAGCCACAGCCUCCGCCUCCGCCUCGGCCGCAGGCGGAUGCAUUUCCAUCUGCAGCCAAAAUAACAUUACUUUGCGCGCGCUGGCGACCUGGUGUAGCUGUAGCUGUAGCUGUUGCUGUUGCUGUCUGUAGCCUGUGGCCUGUGGCUUGUAUGUGGCUGCUUCUGUCCAUGGUACACAGUCAGCCAGAAGAGCAUCAUGAGCACCAUUGGCAACGGAAACAACGGGAACGGCAACGGAAACGUGAGCCUGAUGCAGGAUAUCCAGAACAAGUACUCCUUUCUGGAGAACCUUUUUAGCAAGUUCUGGAAAUCCAUCAUCAAGUCAAACUCCUCGCUAAAACUCCAGCUGCGAAACAUCAAAUGGAAGAACCCAAAGGCCACGCCCGGCUGUGCCUAUCAGCCGACAGAGAUUGAACAGAUGGCAAAUGUGAUUACCCAUGGGAUGUGGAUACUGCCGGCGCUGUUUGCGGCCAUCAAGCUGUUCGAGCGCUCCACCAACGCCAGCCAGUAUCUGGUCUCGUGGGUCUACGGUGGCGCUCUCUGCAUGCUCUUCACCAUAUCGACGUUCUUUCACUGCUCCUGCUACUGUGCCGAACACAAACUACCGAGGAACUACAAGGCCUGGCCCGCCUUUGGCUGGCGCUCGUAUCAGGGACUAAAGAAUGUUCUCCACCGGUGCGAUCGGGCCAUGAUUUAUGUGUUCAUUGCCGGCUCCUACUUCCCCUGGCUGACGCUGGAGAACACCGACCACUCGGCCAUUCUCUUUUGCAUGGAGUGGGUCAUCUGGCUGAUGGCUGGGGUGGGCAUAGCCUACCAGCAGCUCUUCCACGAACGCUACAAGUGCUUGGAGACGUUCUUCUAUCUGGUGAUGGGACUGGGACCCGCCCUCGUUGUGGUUCUGACCGGCCACCACUUCCAUGGGAUGAUACAGCUGAAAUACGGCGGCGCCUUCUACAUACUGGGCAUUGUGUUCUUCAAGUCGGAUGGGCUCAUACCCAUGGCCCAUGCCAUCUGGCACCUGUUUGUGGUGCUGGCCGCCGGCUGUCACUAUUAUGCCAUAUUGGUCAAUCUCUAUCCCAGCGACAUUGGCAUCAGCGAUUAAAGUGGCGCACACUGCGCCCUGCGGAGAGAAACAGCGAAUUUAUACCUUAGAGUACUUAACGACAGGGAUUCGGGUGCGAUAUACUGAUGUUGAUGUUGAUGUAUGUAUGAUGUAUUCGCUUUGUAUUCGAAGGGUUCUCGCUUUUGUCAGCCAUUUGUAAUGUGUUCCUUUGAACGAUAAUACGGUAACACCCCCCAACACCCACCCAAGUCACUGCUGCUCCACAGUUAGCCAAAUUUUAUGACGCCAAGCCCUGGGCCCUGGCCAUGGCCUCGGUGCAUGGAAAUAGGAAUAAUAGUUGUAGCCUAGAAUAACGAACGACUAAAAACAAACAAACAAAGAAACAAAAAACUAAAAUCGAAACGAUUCUUGUGAUCAGUAUCUGCGGUCUUGCCAAAGAUUCAAAUUAUACGUGGCUCAUGUCUCUACUUCUCUCAUCCUAAUAUACGUUUAUACAUAUAUUCUAUUAUAUACACAUAUACAUAAAAUACAAUAUAUAUUGUAUACUACUAUAUUAUAUACACUCUUAGACCGUAGCGUACUGUACAAAAUUAGAUAUUGAUAUUCAUUACAUGUACAAAUAUGUACAAUAUGCAAAUGGUAUGCAGCCAGACAGGCAGACAGAUUUAUAUACAUGCUGCACUGUACUGUGCUGUGUGUGCACACGUUUUAGCUAUAUGUUUCUCAAAGACUUCGACCAGACGAAAGGCAAGAACCUCAGACCCGAAAAUCAUAAGCAAACAAACAACCAAAAA
Molecule: messenger RNA, 1985 nt
Organism: Drosophila guanche
Lineage: Eukaryota; Metazoa; Arthropoda; Insecta; Diptera; Drosophilidae
Product: monocyte to macrophage differentiation factor
Exons: 5
Coding region: 325-1230 (301 amino acids)
Cellular component (GO): membrane
Molecular function (GO): pore-forming activity
Source: RefSeq, a predicted model, not a curated record